Molecule: messenger RNA, 1928 nt
Organism: Mangifera indica (mango)
Lineage: Eukaryota; Viridiplantae; Streptophyta; Magnoliopsida; Sapindales; Anacardiaceae
Product: protein NCA1-like
Exons: 8
Coding region: 307-1485 (392 amino acids)
Biological process (GO): protein ubiquitination
Molecular function (GO): ubiquitin protein ligase activity; protein binding
Source: RefSeq, a predicted model, not a curated record
GAAUUUUAAUUGUGACCACAGAACUCUGUGAAUUGACAAAAAAACCCUGAACUCCCUAAUUGCAUUAGAAAAACUAAGAGUACAGAAUUUUACUCAUCAAACAAGAAGUGGAAUUCACUUGACGUGGUUUGAUCCUAUUUUUGAUUUAGGGUUUCCAUUUCAGAUUCUUGAAGCUGGUUGAUGGGCUGGUGAGGUCACCAAAAGGGCAGUAUGAUAUUGUAGUAUAUUUCUCAACUGAAUGAGGGUUUUAGAAGUUGGUUUUAGAUUUUUUAAUGAUGUUUUGUUUUGAUUUAGGGUUUAAUUAAGAUGAAGCCUGUUUGUCCAUUUGUGAAAGCGUCACGCCCUGAUGAUGCUUCUUCAAGAAAAGGGGGUGAGAAUUCGACUAAACCACCGGCAGAAUGUCCUUUUGCGAAGACAUUUCGUGGUGAUGAUAGCUCCUCAAAGAAACUGGCUGAGGAAUUGGAUAAACAUCAAGCAGAAAAUGAGGCUAACAAGGCAAAGAAUGAAUCCAAUACUAACCCUGCAAGCAUUUCUCCAAGGUGUCCUUUUGGAUAUGAUUCUGAAACAUUUAAGAUAGGUCCACUUAGUUGCAUGAUUUGCCAAGCGCUUCUCUUUGAUACUAGCAAAUGUGUGCCUUGUUCUCAUAAAUUUUGCAAAGUAUGCAUAUCACGCUUUAAGGACUGCCCAUUAUGUGGGGCUGAUAUUGAGAAGAUUGAACCUGACACAGAACUUCAGAAAGUUGUUGAUUGCUUCAUUGAAGGUCAUGCUAGAAUCAAGAGGUCUCAUGUUACUUCCGACAAAGAGGAAGUUGUCAGUGAAAAUAAAAAAGUGAUAUAUGAGGAUGUCUCCAUGGAUCGAGGUGCUUUCUUGGUUUCACAUGCCAUGAGGGCAUUCCGUGCCCAGAAUGUAGAAAGUGCAAAAUCAAGACUUAGUUUGUGUUCAGAAGACAUCAGAGGUCAAAUAGAAAAAAUAGGCAGUACAUCAGAGUUGUGUUCACAGCUUGGAGCAGUUCUUGGCAUGCUUGGUGAUUGCUGUCGAGCAAUGGGAGAUGCUGCAUCAGCAGUUGCUUAUUUCCAAGAGAGUGUUGACUUCCUCAUGAAAUUGCCUAUGGAUGAUACGGAGAUAACUCAUACACUUUCUGUUUCACUUAACAAAAUUGGAGAUCUGAAGUAUUAUGAUGGAGACCUGCAAUCUGCAAGAUCUUACUAUUCUCGUUCUUUGGAUGUCCGUCGUGAUGCCAUCAAACAUCAAUCAAAUGUUCCAUCCCAGACUGUGGAUGUGGCUGUUUCCCUCGCAAAAGUUGCGGAUGUCGAUAGGAGUCUUGGUAACGAGAAUGUGGCAAGCGAUGGAUUUCAGGAAGCCAUCCAAUUGCUGGAAUCUUUGACAUUGAAACCUGAAGAAGCUGCUCUCGAAAAACGGCGUCUUUCAGUUCUGGAAUUUGUCAACGGCCAACUUGGAGAAAAACAACCUGAGUCAACCACCUGAGGCUGAGUCUUCAGAAUUACAAAUUUUACAAGUGAAAAAAAAUAGGCCUUGCUGUAUAUAUUAAUAAGCUCAAUUUAGCCAAGGCAGUCUCCAGAGGAUGAAGAGAGCUGAAUGAGCUGAAUGAAGAUUUUAGGCAGUCCUUUGCACAAGUUAUAUCGGCAAUUUAGGCUAUAUAAGAGCAUUUGACUAGUGAAGUGUAAUUUUGAAGAGCACUUUAAGUUUGUAGCUGUGGAUCAAUGGCUUAUGCAGGUGCUUCUGUUCUUCUUUCAGGUAAUGGUGUGUAAUUCUUUGCUCUGAUGUGAAUAACUCAUGUUGUUGCAAUCUUUCAUAUGAUAUUAUAGUCAUUUCAGUGUGCAGUUGUAUGUAAUCAACUAAAGUAAAAGAAUGAUGUAUUGAUAUGUUUGAAAUAAAAUACAAGAAGGACAUAUUAAAUUGCUGGCGAA